Messenger RNA from Tinamus guttatus (white-throated tinamou), 3436 nucleotides. It is a transcript of the gene EPHA1, whose product is annotated as EPH receptor A1. Gene Ontology annotation, cellular component: dendrite; plasma membrane. Gene Ontology annotation, molecular function: transmembrane-ephrin receptor activity; ATP binding; protein binding. Gene Ontology annotation, biological process: protein phosphorylation; ephrin receptor signaling pathway; axon guidance. The record is from RefSeq and is a predicted model, not a curated record. NCBI's taxonomy places the organism in Eukaryota, Metazoa, Chordata, Aves, Tinamiformes, Tinamidae.
CUGUGACCAGCCCCUUUAAAACAGGUAAAGGCAGUAAGGCUUCUCCACCCACUUGCCUUGGUCUUUCAUCAUAACUGUGGGCCAGGCAGGGAGGUUGUGCAAUGUGUGCGCUCCAGUCAGAAGGGUGCGGGAGAGGUUCAUGCGCUGGGAGCAGGAGCCAAGGCUCAAGGCCCUGAGCCAGGAGAGCAGGCAGGGGCUGGAACUGAAGCCCCUUCUACAGCCAGCAUGGAGCUGAGGGCCCCUAGAAGCAGCAUGGAGCUUUCCCUCAGCUUCCUUCUCUUUUGGGCUCUCCUUCCUCCUGAGGUGCCGGGGAAAGAAGUGAACCUCCUAGACACAAGCACUGCACAGGGUGAACUGGGCUGGCUUCCAGAUCCUCCAGAAGUGGGGUGGAGUGAAGUGCAGCAGAUGAUAAAUGGUACUCCUGUCUACAUGUACCAGGACUGCAGUGUACUUUCUGAGGGUGAUACUGAUCACUGGCUUCGCACAAAUUGGAUCUAUCGGGGUGAGACAGCCUCCCGCAUUUAUGUGGAGCUAAAGUUCACUGUGAGGGACUGCAAGAGCUUCAGAGGUGAAGUGAUCACCUGCAAAGAGACCUUCAAUCUGUACUACAUGGAAUCUGAGCAAGAUGUCGGGAUCCAGUUUCGACGACCACUGUUCAUCAAGCUCAACACUGUGGCAGCUGAUCGAAGUUUCACAAGCAGAGACAUUGAAUCAGGGGCUAUGCAGCUGAACACAGAAGUGUGCCCCAUUGGGAAGCUGUCUCGUCGGGGCUUCUACUUGGCUUUCCAGAACUCCGGAGCCUGUGUAGCAAUGGUGUCUGUCCGAGUGUAUUACAAGACAUGCCCAGAGGCAGUGCGGGGCCUUGCCCGUUUUCCUGAGACCCUGGCCGGUUCAGAAGGGCUCACAGAGGUGCCUGGUACCUGCGUGGAGUUUGCAGCUGAAGAAAUGGGAUCUCCCCCCAGGAUGCACUGCAGCACCGAUGGGGAGUGGCUGGUACCAGUGGGUCGAUGCCUCUGUGCUGUGGGGUUUGAGGAAGUCGACGGGAGCUGUGUAGCUUGCAAGCGAGGAUUCUACCGUCACUCCCUGGAGACUAACCACUGCCUGAAGUGUCCCCCAAACAGCUCAUCCAAUGAGUCAGGGGCUACAUCUUGUUCCUGCAACACAGGCUUCUACCGGGCACCUUUGGAAGGCCAGAACAUUGCUUGCACCCGCCCUCCCUCAGCUCCUCGUAAUGUCAGCUUCUCCCUCAUUGGCACUCAGCUCAGCCUGUGGUGGCAGCCACCCAGUGACCAUGGUGGGCGGAAGGACCUGACUUACACAGUCUUCUGUCAGCGCUGUCUUUUCCUGGCAUGUGAGCCAUGUGAGGCUGGUGUGGUCUUCUCCCCCAGUGCUUCUGGUCUCACUAAACCUGCUGUGGAUGUGGAAGGCCUAGAAGCUUAUACCAACUACACAUUUGCUGUGGAAGCCCAUAAUGGCGUCUCAGGAAUGGGCCCUGCUUCACAGAGGACUACUCCAGCUGUCUGGGUUGCGGUUGGACAUGCAGCUCCAGUGACAGUGUCCCAGUUUAUCCUGACACAGAGAGAUGACAGUAGUCUGUCCAUUUCUUGGCUCGCUCCACGGCAGCGCAGCCGGACCUCAGUGGAGUAUGAGGUCAUGUUCUUUGAGAAGGGAGAGGAGGCACGUUACACAGUGAAGCACCUUCUCGAGCCAAAUGUCACUCUGACAGACCUGCAGCCUGACACAGCCUAUCUUCUUCGUGUGAGAUCCAUCACACCCCUUGGGCCUGGACCAUACUCCCAGGAGCAAGAGUUUCGCACCCUUCCACCAGACACGGGAGCUCUCUCUGAUGGAGUCAUAGUUUCCAUUGUUUUUGGAGUUCUGCUGUUUGUAGGGCUGCUUGUGGGAGUUUUCAUCCUCAGGCAAAAGCGGGCUCGUCAGAGGCAAUCACGGCCAGAUUACAGUACUUCAGGCUUUGAUCGAGAGAAGGUCUGGCUGAAGCCCUAUGUAGACCUGCAACCAUAUGAUGAUCCAAGCAGAGGAGUGCUGGAAUUCAUUAAGGAACUGGAUGUCUCUUGUGUCACCAUGGAGAAUGUAAUUGGGGAGGGAGAAUUUGGGGAAGUCUAUCGUGGGUCCCUACGCCUUCCAGGGAAAGAACGGAUUGUGGUUGCCAUCAAGACCCUAAAGUCAACAUAUUCAGACUCUCAGUGGUGGAACUUUCUGCGUGAGGCAACAAUUAUGGGGCAAUUCAAUCAUCCAAACAUUGUGCAUCUGGAAGGGGUUGUUACCAAAAGGAGGCCGAUGAUGAUCAUAACUGAAUAUAUGGAGAAUGGAGCACUGGAUACCUUCCUCCGGGAGAAUGAGGAAAAAUUCAGCCCUGUGCAGCUUGUGAGCAUGUUGCAGGGAAUAGCCUCUGGCAUGACCUACCUUUCAGAACACAGCUAUGUGCACCGCGAUCUAGCUGCUCGCAACAUUCUUGUAACACGCAGCCUUCAGUGCAAGGUGUCUGACUUUGGCCUCUCCCGAAUAUUGGAGAAUGAUGCAGAGGGAACCUAUGAAACUAAGGGUGGUAAGAUUCCCAUCCGAUGGACAGCCCCAGAAGCCAUUGCCCAUCGGAUUUUCACCUCAGCCAGUGAUGUCUGGAGCUUUGGAAUUGUCAUGUGGGAGGUGCUGUCUUUUGGUGACAAACCAUACGGGGGCAUGACCAAUCAAGAGGUGAUGAAAAGUUUAGAGGAUGGGUACCGGCUCCCACCACCUGUGGACUGUCCAUCUAUCCUCUAUGAGCUCAUGAAGAGCUGCUGGUCACAUGAUCGAUCAAGGAGGCCUCAUUUUCAGGAGAUACGGGCACAGCUGCAACAUUUCAUCUCUAGUCCCCACCUCCUCCGGCCCGUUGCAGAUUUUGAUCCCAGGGUAACACUUCGGCUCCCCAGCUGCAGUGGGUCAGAUGGCAUCCCCUAUAGAUCCAUUCCGGAGUGGCUGGAAUCCAUUCGCAUGAAGCGCUACAUCUCCAACUUUCGCACUGCUGGCCUUGACACCAUGGAGUCUAUCCUGGAGCUCACUGCUGAAGACUUGAAGCAGAUGGGAGUGUCACUUCCAGGCCACCAGAAGAGGAUCCUUUGCAGUAUACAAGGCUUUAAAGAGUGAUCCGUCAGUGUUCUCUUAAGCUUCACAAAUGCCCAGUCCUAGCAGACAUCACUUGGAAUCAUUCCUAUGGCAAUUGCUUCCAAAUGAGUGACUGAAACAAGCGGAGGAAAACAACCAGGACUGAAAAGACUCAUGAGAAAACACCACCUGCUCUCAUUUCUGUUCUCCUUGCUUUAGCACCAAAGCAUCUGGCAGUCCCUUUUCAGGGCACUGGUCUUAGAAUCUGUUACCAGCCCUGUCUUCUGUAAUGUGGUCUGUGCAGCACUAAAUAAUCCCUGUAGUCCACAUACAGGAG